AUGCACAAGGAGCCCUCACCAGCAUCGUCUCCGCUUGCCCCGGACAAGACGGCAACGGAGAUCGUCUCCAAGAUCCGAGUCAUCGACCGGGAACUUCGAUACGUCGCGCCGUCGCCUGGCCGAGUCGAAGCAGCGGCCAAGCUCCUCGUCGAAGCAGCCCACACGACGGUCAAGGAGCCGUCGAGAAGUUCGAGGGCGUCUGCUGCCACCACGACGACGGCGACGGUACUAAUGGGUGGCCUGUCGUGGUAUGCAUGCUCCCAGGCCGUCGUCGUCUCCACCGAGGAUGCAUAUAACUGCUCGCUAAUAGCAGUCGCCGUACCGACCGACCAACUGCUGCAUGGCCGACCUGCGGCUUGGCCGCGCGCCAUGCCACCUCCUCUCUCGACCCGGGCUGGUGAGCUCUGCUCCCGCAACAUGCUCCUCGACACCCUCGGAUGA
Drechmeria coniospora is the source of this 441-nucleotide messenger RNA. RefSeq lists its product as uncharacterized. NCBI's taxonomy places the organism in Eukaryota, Fungi, Ascomycota, Sordariomycetes, Hypocreales, Ophiocordycipitaceae. The transcript has 3 exons. The record is from RefSeq and is a predicted model, not a curated record. The coding region runs from base 1 to 441 and encodes 146 amino acids.